GUAAACAACUGGUUAGAAAAGAAUGCCGCCGCUUUCGUUAGUCGAUGCUCGAACGAACGGACCCAAAGUUGGCAAAAAAAACACGAUUUUUACUAGCAAGCUGUGCAUUUUAAACGCUUAUUUUAACUAGAAACCAAGCAUGGAGCACGAGAAACUUACACAAUUGCCCAUUAGUCGGAUACGAACGGUAAUGAAGACAUCCCCGCUGAUAGGACCAAUCAACCCGGAUGCUCUGUUUCUAAUGUGCCGUGCAGCGGAGUUAUUUAUAGAAUACAUAACAAAACGAGCGCUGAAAAAAGACGUUAAAAAUCUAGAAUACAAACACCUGGCUUCGUACGUGGAAUCGGACGAAGCGCUGGAGUUUUUAGUACAGAUCCUGCCUAAGAAGAUUACCGUCAAGCAGUACAAAAAGAUCAUGGAGGAAAAGAAGCACACCGACGAUGAGGAUGAUAGCGAUAGUGAGGAGGAAAGUAGCGACGAAGAAGAAGCCAGUGAGGACGAAUCCAGCUCGUCCUCGUCGAAUGAAGCAAGCGGUAGCGUUAUUUCCGUCGAUUCGUCCAGCUCCGAAGAGAAGGAAAAUUCCUCGAAGAUGAACAACAGCAAAAAGUCUUUUCCGAAGCACAAGACAGGUGAUUCACCGUAGUGUUAAUUGUUUCUUUUUAACUGUGGCGCUUAAUUCUCAUCAUAUUUAUGUAUUAAAUUUACAUCCCAAUUCAAACAAUUACGGAUUCAAUAUUA
This is a messenger RNA of Wyeomyia smithii (pitcher-plant mosquito), 738 nucleotides long. RefSeq names its product chromatin accessibility complex protein 1 (gene Chrac-16). Gene Ontology annotation, cellular component: nucleus; CHRAC. The coding region runs from base 140 to 643 and encodes 167 amino acids. NCBI's taxonomy places the organism in Eukaryota, Metazoa, Arthropoda, Insecta, Diptera, Culicidae. The transcript has 2 exons. Gene Ontology annotation, molecular function: protein heterodimerization activity. The record is from RefSeq and is a predicted model, not a curated record.